CGUGGUGAUAAAAAUUCGUAAAGGUCACCGUAUCGUUCUGGAAGAACAAAGAUUCACCUACCCGAUCACGUAUAAUUCUGUUUACAUAUCCCGUAAUGGAACUGGAGUUGAGCUCAAGCUGGUAAAACGAGGGCAAACGAAGGAGAAAUGGAUCUGGAUUCGUAUCUGGAAUCUCUCAUGAACCCAGAAUAUGUACCAAAGUUCCCUUUUUCAUUAUUUUAUUCGGAAGGAUCCAAAUAUCUCCGCAUGCGCUUGUACAAAAAGGCACUCGAACGUUUGGAUGAAGCCUUGAUGGAUGAGCCUUCGAACGUCAAGGCACUCCUCACCAGAGCCAAAGUUCAUAUCUACAUGCGACAAUAUGAAAAAGCAAAAGAAGAUGCUACCGAAGCCGUGAAAUUAUGGCCUGGAUAUUCAGAGGCUUUCGAUUUGAAGGGGCGGUCAGAAUUUAUGAUGGGCGAUUUCGAGGGAGCAUACCUGACAUACCUUGCUGGAAGGGAAGUGAGACCUGACAUAGAGAAAUUGAGAUUGGGACAGCAGCUUUGCGAAGAAUCAAUGAAGAAUUCCAUGAAAAUAAUGUCUGGCUUUAAAGUGGAUAGAGAUGAUAUCUACUUGAUGUCCAAAGUGAAAGAUGGCGGGGUUCGUUUCGCACAACGUUCUUCGAAUAGGCUGCCCAACUAUGAACGUUUUUCAAAAGACAAGAAAAUAUUACAAGAGCUUCUUUUGGAUGAAGACGUGAAAAAUGUCCAUGGUCUCUGCAAAGAGAGUUUGGACGAUAUACAUCAAUUUGAGAGAUUUUGGGCGAUGCAGAAACCUUUGCAUUGUAGGAAAAAAGCGCCAGCUCGAAAUAAACGAAUCACUAAGAAAGGCACCAUUCUUCAAUUAAUGACUUCCAUGAAAAAUCGAUGCCAGGAUUAUUUACGAAAUGACAAUCUAGACCUUUGCAUUGCAGACGGAGAAAAAUUGAUGAGGCUGAUGGAAUCUUACUCAGGGGCACCAACGGAAAGAAGCAUAAAGCUUAAAGCCGAGAUUUACCACCUUAUGAGCUUUGCAUAUGAUGAAAAGAAAGAUGAUAAACUUUGUUUGGACUUCUUACAAAAGGAGCUCGAAAUCUCUCAGAAAAGUGAAUAUAUUCACCCACAAAUCAGAGCUUUUCACCAUCUUGGAAUAUACUAUAUGAGGAAGAGAGAUUACCAAAGUGCUUGUAGUUCUUUCCUGGGAGUGACUGAAGCUCUGAAACCAGACAGACUGAAGAAGUACUUGGAAGAUCGCGAGAGACAUGUAAUUGAGGAUGAAACAAAGGAUGAAAAGCAUAAGGACUUAGCAGAAAUUGAGGCAGCAGAGAUCUGGGCUCGGAAUUUCAAACAGAGGUUGACUGCCUUGCUACCUCAGUCCGCUAUCAAUAAUUUGUUACUUGAGAUACGUCAAGAAGAUAUGUGUUUGUUAAAUUUAGGACAUAAUAUUUCCCGGAGUGAGUCAGAAUCUUCUAAAACUGAAACUUACUUGACUGCCGAUGAUUCAAUUAGGUCAGUUAUUUCUAGUGAUUUCGGUGGGUAA
Molecule: messenger RNA, 1554 nt
Organism: Argiope bruennichi
Lineage: Eukaryota; Metazoa; Arthropoda; Arachnida; Araneae; Araneidae
Product: outer dynein arm-docking complex subunit 4-like
Exons: 2
Coding region: 148-1554 (468 amino acids)
Cellular component (GO): cytoplasm
Molecular function (GO): protein binding
Source: RefSeq, a predicted model, not a curated record